UCGAAUAACUGCAGCAGUAAAUGCGCAAGCGCAGUUGAACUGCUGUAAUGUUUGUCGUCGAUGUAAUUUAAAAAUCUAAUUAAUCCUAAGAAAUUAAUCACCAUGAUAAAAUUUACGUAAAAUUAUUUUAAAACUGAAAACAAAUAAAAUCUAAAUAACAGCUUCUUUUCCUACUCUCUAAUGCUGCUGUUACAGGAAAAGAUAGCGGAAGCUGACAAUCUCUCAUUGUUGUCGUACAGCAACCCAUCCAAUUCCAAGAUGGCGAACAUUUCCCACCCUGGAUUUUGAGUGAAGUGAUUUUUAAGCUCAGUGUGUGUGCACUAACGUUUCAGUUCCUUAAAAUUUUCAUUGAUAACAAGAGAAAAUGGAAUUGAGAGUGGGAAAUAAGUACCGUUUAGGGCGCAAGAUAGGAAGUGGAUCAUUUGGUGACAUAUAUUUGGGUACUAAUAUUACAACUGGCGAAGAAGUUGCAAUCAAAUUAGAAUGUAUCAAAACUAAACAUCCACAGUUGCAUAUAGAAAGUAAAUUUUACAAAAUGAUGCAAGGAGGUGUUGGUAUACCUACAAUAAAGUGGUGUGGAUCAGAAGGAGAUUACAAUGUGAUGGUAAUGGAGCUUUUGGGACCAAGUUUGGAAGACCUGUUUAAUUUUUGCAACCGAAAGUUUAGUUUAAAAACUGUUUUGUUAUUAGCUGAUCAAUUAAUCAGUAGAAUAGAAUAUAUUCAUACCAAGAACUUUAUACAUAGAGAUAUUAAACCCGACAAUUUUUUAAUGGGACUUGGCAAGAAAGGUAAUUUAGUGUAUAUAAUAGACUUUGGACUUGCAAAAAAGUACCGUGAUUCUCGUACGCACCUGCAUAUCCCAUAUAGAGAAAACAAAAAUCUCACUGGCACAGCUAGAUAUGCAAGUAUAAAUACUCAUCUAGGAAUUGAGCAAAGUCGGAGAGAUGACUUGGAAUCAUUAGGUUAUGUGUUGAUGUACUUCAAUAGAGGCAGCUUACCAUGGCAGGGCUUAAGGGCUGCUACUAAACGACAAAAAUACGAGAGGAUUAGUGAGAAAAAAAUGUCCACUCCUAUUGAAGAGCUAUGUCGAUCUUUUGCAUCGGAAUUUGCCACUUAUCUAAAUUAUUGCAGAUCUCUGCGGUUUGAUGAAAAGCCCGACUAUGCAUAUUUAAGGCAGCUUUUAAGAAAUUUGUUCCAUAGGCAAGGAUUUACGUACGAUUAUGUGUUUGACUGGAAUAUGCUAAAAUUUGGCGGAAAUCGCAAUCAACAGGAAAUGCAAGAGGACAGAGACCGCCGCGACCGACAUCACCAACACACAAGUACUACUUCUCGAGGAGCUCUCCCCGCUCCUACAACAGCUAGCAGCAGUCGUCUCCGAGGUGCCCCUGACUCUGCUAGUCCAGCAACAGGGCGAUCUUUGCCACAUCAUCUGGCCGCUUCUGCCAACAUGACUCAGGCCAUCUCCUCAACACCGAGUGGGCCAGCACCCACCUCUUCAGCUGCAGCUGCUAUGGUGGCUGCUUCUCAUGCAGCCACGCCUUUGCCGUCCGCAAUGCCCUGCAUGCGAUCACGGACUCGAUCGACUCCCCGAGCAGGAAUAGCAGGCCAUGAGCCUAACUCUCAGAGAUGACCGGUGCUAACUGUUGAUUAUUGAAUCAGGAAGUUAAAAAGGAAAAGAAAAAAAGAUUAUCCUAAAAAUUUUGUACAAAUUUCUGUGUCUUUUUUGAAGGCGACCUUUACUUGGUUCCAGCACAGAAAAUGAAAUGGUUUUGGUAUGGUUGUUGAAGUGCACUGUUAUAGUGAAAGAGAAUUUAAAAAAUAAUUUAAAAAGUCAGGAAUUUCAUAUGUUUUGCUGCAGUGCCACUUGAAAAAAGUUUUUAUAAUAAAAAUAAAGAGAAAAAAAAAGCUUCCCUUUUUUAUUGACUUGGCUUCCUAUUCAUCAAAAUGUUUUUUGUUAACUUUUUUUUUUUUUUUUUUUUUUUUUGCAAGUUUGUUUUUGAGUUGAGUCAUUUUGUGUUUUGUUUUUAGUUUAAUGGAAUUUGACAAACAUGUUGACUGAUUUUGCAGAGUUUAGGAGCCAUGGAACCUCAUAUUGUAAGCAAUCCUUCAUAUAUCAAAAUAAUUGCUCAUAUAACUAAAUUUUGCUCUCAGAUGGGGCAAUGUUGAAAAAAAAAAUUCUGUAAUUAUUUUACAUGUCCUGUAUAUUAUUUUAGCUAUCUUUCUUAUAACAUGAGCAUAAUAUACUUGUUUUUCUUGAAAUUUAUUUAUUCUAUGUCCUUUUUGAUAUAUUUGUAAAAAUUUGUAUAGAUAAUCAUUUGUGUGUCUGGGAAAGAUUUAAUAGUCCGUGACAUUUUUUUACAAAAUUGAAUUCUACUUCAGAUGUUGCAAGUCAGUUUUGUUUAUGUCAGAUUUGUUAGCUGGAGAGCAAAUAGUGCAAAGUAUUUUUGUAUGUUUUGCAGAAUAUUUUAUGAUAACAAUUUCGAAGAAUGGACUUAAUGUAAAUAGAUUUUUCAUUUUGUGUUAUCAAGUAGUGUUUAAUCUCACUCGGUGUAGAGUUUGUGUAUAUUUUUUGUUUGUCUCUUUCUUUGUCAUUUAACAACUCUCUCCUUUGUGUAACAGUGAAAAUUUCCUUACUGUUAGCAUCAACCAAAGUGUGCAUGCUUUGUCACUCAGGCAACAUUUCAGAACUAGUACUUUGCUUAACUUGAAUCUGUGUAUGGAAGAAGUUUAUUUGCAAUACAGUAAUAAUUAAGUGAUUUUAGUUAGAAAGAUAUCAUUCUUAUCAUGACUAGUUUCUUGGGGGUUUAUAUUAAUGUUAAUUUCCAAAAUGCUUAAUUUAGUAUUUAAGUAAAUUCUAAUAUCAAACUGAAUUUCAGAAUAUUUUCAUUUUUUUCUUUUGUAAUCGGUGUUUUUUUUUCUGGUGUUCGUGGUAUUUUUAUAUGGUGUAUAAAUUAUUCCUUCAUAGGUUUAAAACUUACCAUCAUGGCCCCCCUUCCCUUAUAAUUUUCAUUCAAGCAUAUGAAAACAAUAAUUCUAGCUACAAUUUGUGAAUAGUUCUAGAUGCACACCUGCACUUGUGCAGUUUAAUUGACCGCUUGUUGGGAACAUAGUGAAAUUGUUUAUAUGAUUUCAAUUUGAAUAUUUAAUUAAAACAAAACAUUAGUGGAUAUCAUAUUUAUAGUGAUAGUAAAAUUUUAUUUUUUAUAUGCUCUUAUGGGAAAAAGUUCAAUACAAAAUCUUCAGUGAUACUUAAGCUGUUAUUACAGAUCUCAGACAUUCCCAUUAAACUACAAAUGAGUGUAUUAAUUUACUAAUUCUUAAUAUUUCAUUGAAUGAAUUCUAAUAUUUGUGGUGGUAGUUUGAGUUUUAUUUUUUUAUGUUUAAGAUAGUUGAAGCAAAUUUAAAGCUCUACUUUCUGUAUUUUAAUUCUUGUAUUUGAUUAUAAUAUAUUGUAUGACAAGCUAUUUACUUUUUAAAUGACAGGAGUUGUACUAUGUAUUUAAGUACAUUCGUUCCUGUUGACAGCAUUAGUUAUGACUUUGUUCAUUUGUAUAUUUGUUGUCAAUAUGACAUUAUGUUCAUAAUGUAUCUUAGUAUUCUUUUUAUUUAUUAAUAUGCGAAUUUUAUUUUUUAUAGAAGUGUUAAUGAAUUUCUUGAAAACCCCUUUGCAGCAUUAAUUUAUAUUGUUAAAUCAGGUAGCCUUUAUUUCGUAUUUUUGUUAUAGAAUUUAAAACUGAAAAAAAAAAUGUAUCAAAUAUAGCUGCAUAUUGAAAUUCUCCUCUAUACCCAGUUUUUUUCCCCCCUCUAUUUUUACACUUAAGAAAGAACCAAUGAUUUUUAUUUUUAACUGUCAGCAAUGGUGAAAAUGCAGUAUUUAUGCAAUUCCAUUUUCAUCCCACAGAAUAGCAAAUUUCACUACAGAAACUCUUAUCUAUGCAAAUUUAUAUCAAAUACUUAUAGGCUAAGAUAUUUUAUCUGUUUAAAACUUCAGACUGUUAUUAAUUUGUAAAACUGCAUUAUUUCAACUUCCCCUACACUUUUCAUGACAAGUAUCAUUCAAAUGUGUAAAAUUCUUGCAUAACUUCCUUAUGAACAAGAAAAUAUAAAGCAAAAAUACAAGAAUGAAUUUUCAUCUAGUCUUUUUGCUUGAACUUGUAGUCAUGAAUGUCUCAUAAGUAGCAAGAAACUCUGACUUGUCACAGUUCAGCAGUUACACUUCCCAAACUGUGUUUUUACAUAUCGAACUAAAACACUUAAAGGCUAGGGCAGUUUUAUAUGUCAUAACACGAAACAACAGCGUGAACUGUUUGUCGGCGAGACUUAAUUGUCAUAUAUAAGAGAAAUAUUAGUAAUUAUAUAUACAUAUGAUGUGCCUAGUUUUUGAUAAGUAAAUUGACCUUGUGUUUUUCUUUCGUUUAUAUGUGCACAAAAUAAGUAAAAAAAUUUUAUCAUGUGACUAUUUUUCACGCUUUGCAGCGCUGCUCUAUGUUAUGUGUUGCAAAACAGCUUGUAUAUUUCUACGCGAAAGGACAUAGUAUGCAUUUCAAAAUGUGUCAUUGUUAACGAUAUACAACUGAUUGCAUUGAUCAGUGAAUGCUGUAUAUUAAUGCUGCCUCACCCAAGAUUUGUAUGGUAUAACAAACUAAGUAAAAAUGUGAAAUGUUUUUACAUUUAUUAACAAAUUUUUACUUUUAUUUUUUAAGUGAUGUGAUGUAAGUUAUGUAAGUAUAAUAGGAGUUUGAAUAAAUUGUAAAGAAUUACUUA
Molecule: messenger RNA, 4764 nt
Organism: Argiope bruennichi
Lineage: Eukaryota; Metazoa; Arthropoda; Arachnida; Araneae; Araneidae
Product: casein kinase I-like
Exons: 7
Coding region: 365-1630 (421 amino acids)
Biological process (GO): signal transduction; endocytosis; peptidyl-serine phosphorylation
Cellular component (GO): cytoplasm; nucleus
Molecular function (GO): ATP binding; protein serine/threonine kinase activity
Source: RefSeq, a predicted model, not a curated record